AGAGAGAGAGAGAGAGUAUAUUCGUGAAACAUGGCGAGGUUGAGCGAGCAUGGGAUUCGUCUGAGUUCCAUGAGCCCUUCCUUCCUGAGCAGCAACUCUACGAGUCACACCUGGCCGUUCAGCGCCGUGGCGGAGUUGAUAGACAAUGCGUCAGAUCCUGGCGUAACUGCUAAACAGAUCUGGAUCGAUGUCAUUGAGGAGUCGGGUCAGCUCUGUCUCACCUUCACUGAUAAUGGCAGUGGCAUGACCCCCAGUAAGCUGCACAAGAUGCUCAGCUUUGGCUUCACAGAAAAGGGUUCGGGUAAAGCCAGCCAGCAGGCUAUCGGCAUAUACGGGAACGGCUUUAAGUCUGGCUCCAUGCGUCUGGGCCGUGAUGCCCUCAUCUUCACCAAGAACGGGGGCUGCCAGAGCGUGGGCAUGCUGUCCCAGACCUACCUGGAAAACAUCAAGGCCCAGGCUGUCAUCGUCCCCAUCGUCCCCUUCAACCAGCAGAACAAGCAGCUGGUGGUGACUGAGGACUCGGAGGCCAGUCUGGCAGCCAUCCUCGAACACUCUCUCAUCAACUCCCUGGAGCAGCUCCUUGCACACUUUGACUCCAUCCCUUCUAAAAAAGGCACCAAGAUCCUCAUCUGGAACAUCCGCCGGGCUAAGGACGGCAAGUCAGAGCUGGACUUUGAGACUGAUGUCACUGACAUCCGUAUGCCUGAGAUCCACAUAGAGGAGCUGAAGAAGGACCUGAAGAACAGUGGCUCCCAGAGAGCUGAGCAGAAUAUCCCAGACAUGGACUACUCUCUCAGGGCCUACCUCAGUAUCUUGUACCUGAAGCCCAGGACUCAGAUCAUACUGAGAGGGAAGAAGGUUCUUGCCAAGUUGGUGGCAAAGAGACUCACACACAUCGAGCAUGAUGUGUAUAAACCCCACUUCAGUAAAGAGAGAGUAAAGGUGACCUUUGGACUGAACCCAAAGAACAAAGAGCACUAUGGCAUCAUGAUGUACCACAAGAACCGGCUCAUCAAGUCCUAUGAGAAAGUGGGCUGCCAGAUCAAGUCUUCAGGUCAGAGGGCAGGAGUCGGGGUCAUCGGCGUCAUCGAGUGUAACUUUCUCAAACCUGCUCACAACAAGCAAGACUUUGAGUAUACCAAAGAAUACAGAUUGACCUUGGGCGCCUUGGGCCUGAAACUCAAUGACUACUGGAGAGAGGUGACAGUGAAGAGGGCCAGAGAGAGAGAGUUUCAUGCUAUGGAGAGGAAAGGUGAAAAGGAGGAGAGCCAGGAGAUCAACGAGAGUCCCAUGUGGUUACAGUGUGAAGAAUGCCUUAAAUGGAGAAGCGUCCCCCCGGGUCAUUACAGCGUCACUCCUGAAAACUGGAACUGCAGCCAGAACCCCAACCCACGCUUCAGGAGCUGUUCUUCACCAGAGGAAGCAGAGGAAAGUGAAGAGAUGUUAACACCCAGCUACCAAAAAACCCACAAGAAACAUGAGUACUCCAAAAGCAGGAAACGAGAAAAAUCACUGGAGGUGUGCGGGUUCCAAGAAACGGAGCCAAAACAUCAAAUGGUGUCACGUAGUUCAUCUGAGCCUUGCCAGCCCACCUUCCAGCCCCAACAUACAGCUGAUGACACAUUCACUGAACCGUCACACACCAAGGACACACAUGCACAAGACCAAACACACACUGAUCACCUUCUGGAUCAUCAUGAGGAUAUACACAGUGGAGAUGAUGCACAGAUACAAGAGGAAGUUGCGCUAGAAAACACACAAACACAAGAGGGACACACUGGAAAAGAUGUGAACGUGCGAGACCCGGCAGAGUUUAUGCAAGAAAAGGGCAUGCAAGGACAGCAUGCAGAAAAUGACACCAGUGAUGAAGCCACACAAACUCUUGAGGAUUCAAAGAGCGGCAAAAAGACGGAGACAAACAUAGAGCCAGAGCAGAGAGAGGAAGACAAAGUGGAAAAAUUAAGCCUCAAAAGGAAAAUAUCGUGGCCACUGUGCCACCUGAAAAAGGUGUCUCGCCCUUGGGAGGAGCAACAGCCUGACUUGGAGGACAUGGCAGAGGAGGUGCACCCUGGGAGAGAUGCCACUAAGCCCCAGACACCGUCAUGGGAGAAGACCAAGCAGGACAGUGGCGGCCGUGUAGAGAAGCCAGGUGACACUGCCCAACAUGCCUCCAGCCUUGCCUGGACUCACUCACCCCCGCCGACCCAGACUGUCAUGGUAUCUCCGCUGAGUCGAAACGAGGGCCCAUGGAGCAGGCCGCUGCCUCCAGAGGGAGGGGACAGGGAGGCAAUAAUGCAGAAGCUGGCCGGACUGGAGAAGGAGGCCCAGAGGCUUCGGAAGCUGCUCUGCCUAGAAGUCACGAAGACAACUCAAGGAACAAUGACAACCGCUAACACCAGCGCUGAGAAGCCACCAGGCAGGACAGAGACACUGCCAGCCUCCACAGAAGCCAGAGAGGUCGGCUGCCAGACGGAGCAUCAGAGCUCGACUUCAUCCAGUGAGCAGAGCCAGAAGCCUGGUAAUGAUCAGCCUGAGCAGGACAGACCCAGGAGGGACAAGAGUGAAAGCCAGAGCAGGACGAGAGUCACUGACAGUGAGAGCCGCUUACUCGAAGACAUCAGCGUGGCACAGGAGAGCCUGCGUGGGAUGCGCAACAACGUGGUGGUGCUUCUCUCCGCCCUCCUGCCCCAGCUGGACCUGGCUGGCAUCAGCAUGGAGACGUCCGACGUGGACAACAUCCUGCAGCAGAUCAUAGACGUCAACGCGCUGAAACUAUGAUUGUUUGUCCACGUCUCUGUUACAUGUUUCCACUGGCUGUUUGGCUUGUCUUCUCCCUGUCUGUUUUAUACACCGGUCGAUUUGAAAUGAAUUGAAAUGACUACACCUACUUGUAAAAAGUCAAGUGCAUCACAAAUAAUGUAGAUAUGCUCGAAUGUUUUGACCAGACCUGACCAGAUCUAGCUUGACAGUUCACCAUCACUCUGAGCAUUACUGUACAACACUGCGACAUAGUUCAGCAUUUUUUUGUUUAUUGAUGAGGCCUGUAAUCUGUGUUGAAUCCUGAAAAAGUCUUGCAAUGUGUGAUUCUUGCUACAGUUAUCUGAACAUUUUUGUUUUAAUUUAUAAAGGAGUGACAGAGUGCCUUUUUCCC
Myripristis murdjan (pinecone soldierfish) is the source of this 3151-nucleotide messenger RNA. RefSeq names its product MORC family CW-type zinc finger protein 3. The record is from RefSeq and is a predicted model, not a curated record. The transcript is spliced from 17 exons. Gene Ontology annotation, molecular function: ATP hydrolysis activity; zinc ion binding. The coding region runs from base 31 to 2778 and encodes 915 amino acids. NCBI's taxonomy places the organism in Eukaryota, Metazoa, Chordata, Actinopteri, Holocentriformes, Holocentridae. Gene Ontology annotation, cellular component: nucleoplasm; nucleus.